AAUCGUGCUCGACCGUGCUCGAUUGGUGGCUCGAUUAAAAAAAAAAAGGUAGUGUUGGGACUAUAUCAAUAUAUGGGGUCCUGUGAGAUUUUGUGGUUUUGGGAUGUGUCAAGCAUCCUGAAUUUGUGUGUUUUCUAGUGGCACUUGAUGUGCAGUGGCAUUGUGCUCCUAUAGCAAAGAUCAAAGCUGUGUAAAACUGUAAACCGCAGUCAUCAACAUGGAUAAAAAAUGAGCCCUCAACGUCAAACCAAGACUCAAAGGACUAAUACUGAGCUUUGAGUUUGAACUUUGAGCUUGAAGAACUUAAUUCUACUUGGCACACAAGUUGAAUGACUGUCAUCAUCGGAGAUGGCUGGGUGUCACGAGGCGCUCAUAGCCUGGCGGCUUCUUCUGUGAGCAGGCUGGACAGUGUCCCGCUGUGACCCGCUGUGACCUCCGGUGACUCGCCGCAUCACUGGGACACACCACGGCCGUCGCUGCCGUCGUGACCCAGCGCGGUCUGCUGUGACCUAACCUACAGUGAACCGUCGUGACCCAGUGCGGCGGUGUGACUUCUAGUGACCUCUAGUGACCUCAAGUGACCUCCGGUGACUUCCAAAAUGGCCGAAGCGGACGCGGCCGGAAAAUCAUCGCGUCGUCCGCACUCGACAUUCUCGUACCCGUCAUCGGGCGCACGGCACUCACCACCGCCUCCGGCUCCGUUACGACACUCCUACGCUCCCGACUACCCUCCUGAACCGGCGGGCGCUGUGCGACCCGACCCGUUCGCAGUGUUCGACGGCCUCAGCAUCGGCUCCGACACUCGCAUGUCGGUGUCGACGGCCUCGUCUCUGCCGUCGGUGCUGUCGGAGCUGGCUGAUGCCGAGUUUCCCGACACACCGUUCGUGUGGACGAGUGACGAGGUGAACUGGCAGGAGCGGUGUCUGGAGCUGGAGCUGAGUCUGCAGCGCUUCAAGGAUCAGGCCGGCAGGAUCAGGAGCAUGCUCAGAGAUAAGCUGGUGGAGCUGGAGCAGCGUGUGGUCGAGUCGGAGCAGAAGGCUGCAGAGGCAGAGAGCAAGUUGCGCUGGCUCAGCGCGGAGAACCUCGUCACCUACCACUCCCUGUGCCUGCUGCACAAAGUGCGGUGUCACGCCGAGCCGGAGUUGCUAGCGGGUAGUCUGGCCACCGUGGCGGAGGCGCGCGGCCGGGACGCUGCUGUCAGCACGCGGCAGGACACACUCCUGCACGUGCCGCGAUCCCGUACAGAGAUGGGCAAACGCCGGUUCACCUGCCGAGCGCCGGCUGCCCUCAACUCGCUGCCAUCGGAUUUGCCCCGACUGCCCCCGGGGGCGUUCGGACAACGCCUACGCAGGCAUCUGCUCGAGGAGCAGAACACUAGCAACUAG
Messenger RNA from Amphibalanus amphitrite, 1385 nucleotides. RefSeq lists its product as uncharacterized. The record is from RefSeq and is a predicted model, not a curated record. The transcript is spliced from 4 exons. NCBI's taxonomy places the organism in Eukaryota, Metazoa, Arthropoda, Thecostraca, Balanomorpha, Balanidae. Bases 600 to 1385 code for a protein of 261 amino acids.